CAUGUAUGAAUCAAUGAUACCUAUACUAAAAAGUUACAUUUGCUAGACCAUAUAGCCUCGUUUGGUACAUGGGAUAUGGAUUAUGAUUAGGAUAAAUAGUUCCAAUCCCAUGUUUGGUGACAAUUAUUGACCGGAUGACUUGUCUGUUGGCCAAAAAAUAGUACCAAUUUUGUUGGAUUAUUUGUCCCUCUAUAAAUGUGGGAUUAUUUAUCCAGAACUAGGAUUAGAAAUAUUUUUCAAAACCUAACCCUUUCUCCCCCACAGAUCUGCUACCCCCUGCCUAAGCGUGCUGCCGCCGCUAGCCGGAGUCACCAUCGUCGCACGCCCACUGCCGUCGCCCGCCCAUGUCUACCGCCGUCCCACCCCCACUCGUGGAGAUCUUCGUAGCCGCCAUUGCACGCCGCUCUCCCCCAACCCCAAACUCCCUCACCCAAGGCCACAAUCGCAAGACCCACCCCAAAUCUUUGCCGCCGGUGACCCUCCGGCAUUCCCUGAAUCUCCAUUGCUUGUGACCCCAUCCUUCCACAUUCGAUCUUCAUCGCCUAAGACCACCCAUCCUCCAUACUUCGCCGCCCAACCUCCAUACUUCGCCGCCCAACCUCCGUACUUCUCCAAUCUCCGCCGCUAACCUCACACGCCACCAGGGAUCUGGUCGAUCGCCACCCUUUGUAUGCUCCGUAAUCAUAACAGUGAAGGAGAAUGAGGCUUUCGGUUUUCAGUUUCUGUCUAAUCCGGAAGUUACCAAGCACAAAGUUGGAUUUAGCCAUAUCCAAUCCAAUCAUAUCCAACCUAUUCCAAACCUCAUAAUCCUAUUUAAGCCAGCGUGAAAAACACGGCCUAUGGGACUUGAGACAAUACCGGACUGUAGUAGACAGUCUUAUGCACCGGACAGACAUAAUUAAAACUGAGAUCUCAAUUUGUCUCUAGUAAUUAUUGAACAAGUGUUGCGCCAAUAAUGGAUGCUUCCAGACCACAAGUUGUACAAAAUCAUACGUCUUUCAGGAACCCAUCAACUCAAUUUCACCACGUCACAAAACUGAGUCCCAAAAACCCCAAAUAUAUCAAAAUAUAUUUUUCCUUUUUCUUUUUUUUAAUAUAUAUUUAAGGUUCUCCAAUCUUACGUUGCAGAUAAAAUUACAAAAUUGAAAAUAUAGAAAACCAAAAAGUAGCCCACAGAGUCACAGACGUACCGUCCGUCCGUCUUUCUUUCCCCUCUAUUUUUGGCGUCCUCUUUUUCAUUACUGAGAUCCCCGAAUCCCUCUGUUUCUCUCUCCUGUUUAAAAGAGAAAAAGAAGAAGAAAGUGGUUGGUGGCAGUGGCGGUGGUGGAUGGCAAAAACUAACAAGUACACCUCCAUAAACUUCAACCACAUCUAUGAGAAAACCCUCCCCGCCAAUUCCACUUCCAAUUCAAACCCAAAUCUCAAAACCCCUUCUUCUUCUUCUUCAUCGACUUCUUUCUCGUACUCUGCGAUCUCCUCCUCCAACAAGACCCAUGGCGGCCGAAUGCUCGUCCUAACCCGACCCACUCCAAAACCCAUUUCCAUUCCCCAGCCUCAGCCCCAAGCUCCGGUUCGAGAUCCGGCCCGGGCCGAGCCCGGUUCUGACUUGAUUUCGCUUCGGCCGUUGGGGAGGACCGGCGGCGGAUCGCCGGUUGUAAGCCAGGAGAGGGAAGCUCCGGUUCCGGUGGCGCCGCCGAAGCCGGACAAGUUUGUGCCUCCGCAUCUCAGGCCGGGAUUCGUGGGCCGAGAGGAGAGGCCUGGGCCGGAGGUGACGGGCCAGAGAAAUUUCGGGUCGCCGGGACGGUACGGGGAAGAGCGGCGGCCCAAGUCGGGUGGUGGGCAUGAGAGGAUGAGGAAGGGCGGUGAUCAUUCGGAUCUGGCGACGAUGAAUCGGCCGAAUUCUAGCUGAUGAUCACGCAAAAAGAAGAAGUUGGGAAGUAUGAACUAGAAAGAGGUUCUUUUACGCGGUCGAACUCUUUCCCGACGAC
Morus notabilis is the source of this 1988-nucleotide messenger RNA. Its product is annotated as histone-lysine N-methyltransferase SETD1A. The record is from RefSeq and is a predicted model, not a curated record. Lineage: Eukaryota; Viridiplantae; Streptophyta; Magnoliopsida; Rosales; Moraceae. Bases 1328 to 1909 code for a protein of 193 amino acids. The transcript has 3 exons.